Molecule: messenger RNA, 2877 nt
Organism: Stylonychia lemnae
Lineage: Eukaryota; Ciliophora; Spirotrichea; Sporadotrichida; Oxytrichidae
Source: the annotation of a GenBank genome assembly
AUGCAAAGAGGUAGAGCCAGAGGAAGUGGUGGCUAUAGAUAUUAAUAACAAUAGCAAAUGACUCUCUAAGACUUACAAAGAAUAUAAUAGUACGAAGAGGAGAAAAAGAAUUAACCUUAAGGUGCCUCUAGAUUCAAUCUUGCAGCAGGAAAUUACUAUCCCAAACAAUCAUACUAGAAUAUAAUGCAAAAUAACAUUCCACUUGAUAUUGGUAAUGUUAUAAACAUGCUUUCUCAAGAACUAAACAACAAUAGUUAGAACUAUGAUUAAUAAGUACCUACUUGGAGUAAUAGAAAUCAAAAUGAUACCUUUUAUAAUUAGCAGCCAGUGCCAUCAUACUAAUAGAAUCAAACAAACUUUUAACCGAAGUCGGCAUAACCAAUAAGGAAUUUUUAAACUAAUAAUACUGCUAAUAAUUCUUAUUCUAAUCCUAAUUAGACUUCAAAUUAAUUUAGAAGUGGAUUUGGCACUGUUAGUCAAUCUAAAAACAAUGAAUCUCAUCAUUCUAUUCAGCAAUCUCCUACUACAUAGGAGCAAAUUUCUGAAAAUGAAACUUUUAGAGGAGGAAGAGGAAGUAGAGGGACUAGAGGUGAUAGAGGUGAUAGAGGAGGCUAUAGAGGAAGAGCUGAGCGUAGAGGGUUCGACAAUAAUAAUAAUAGAGGUACUUAACCUUUUAAUCGAGGAAGAGGAAGAGGCAACCCUGACUUGGAGAGCAUUAAAUUAUCUGAGCCAGCAAAGAUAGUUGAUAAUUUAUUAAAUACCAAGGAUCUAUCAGCUUCAAUAGAUGCAACAAAAUAUUCGACCCGAGGUUACUCUCUAUUUAUUUAUAUUUGGCAUAAAAUAUAUUUUGACAAAAAUGUUCAGCAAACUGAGCUUAAUAUAAUUUCUUCUGCUUUCUUGGAAUCUUAGUUCUUUACUAAGUUUAGUACUUAAUAUGUGCCUGAACUGAAUCUUAAUAUUCGAAGUAUGAAUGAUAUAAGACUUAGAUUGGAUGAUCUAAAGCUAGUUUUUGAGCUACUUCUUAGCCUAAUUGAUAAAUUUAAGUCAAAGAUUCACAAAUUACCCAUUUCUGCAAUCUCUACUUUUAUUAUGGAUGACGUCACACUAAUUCUCGACUUAUACGAUCCACUUGAUUUAUAUGCCAGCUUUGUUGGAGAACUCUAAGUUAUGGCAUUAAAGUUGAAAGAGAAGAAAAUGCAAUAUAUGAAAGAAACAUAAGAAGAGUAGAAAUAAAUUGAGGAGAAGAAGAAAAAGUCUAAAGCGAUGAGAGAAGAUCUAAACCUCAUAAUUCAACCUCCUGAUGACUUUUAGGAUAUUGAUGUAAUACCUACUUUUCAUGAAUUAUAAAAAGAUGGCAUACCAUUUCUGAGAAAGAUGCCAACAGAAGGAGUGUUUUAAAACACCCAUUACUAUUUAGAUGUUGUAUACAGAUUAUUAAGAGAAGAUGCAAUUAGACCAUUAAGAGAAGGAAUUUCUGUAAUGAGCAAGCAAUAAAACCUUGGAUAAAUACAAGAUUAAAGCAACUAUCAAAUAUAAAAGAAACUUAAUAGAGAUUUAAGAGAUGCUGGAGUAAAACUCUAUGAUGAAGUUGCAUUGUAUAAUCUGACUAUAACGAGAAAUAGUCCAGACAUUGCUAUUACCUUAAGAAUUUUUGAAAAAGGCAAAUCUAAUUGGAUGACAAGCAAGAAAUUACUGCCAGGGUCACUAGUUAUUAUCAGCAAAGAUGAAUUCAAAUCUUUUGAUUUCUUUUUGGUAAGUGAAAGAAAUGGAAAGCAAAUGACUGAAACCUCCAAGAAAUUCAAGUUCAUUGAUAUUCAAAUUUAACUCAUAACAGGAGAUGAUGCUGCAUACUAAUAAAAUCUUGGCAUUUAGGAUUUAGACCUUGAAUAUGUGAAAUGGGAUGCUAACAACAUGCCUUCGAUCUAUGGCUUUUAUUUUAUAAACCAGAAUCAAUUCUCUUCUAAAAAAUUUGACCUUCUCAAAUAGCAAGAGUUUAUCAUUCAAUACAAUUUGCAUCUUAAAGUUUUGUCUUAAUGGUCAUAGUAAGUUGAAUAAAAGGAAAGCGAAAAUAUUGAAUUAUAGUAAAUAGAAUCAAUUUAGCAACGAUCUCUUUUGAAUUAUUAUCAAACAGUUCUGCUUAAUCUAGGAGAAAAUGAGAUAGAAGAAUUGAUAGAAAAAGUUUUUUUGACUGUUUAGUAAUAUCAUUCUGAAGGAAAAAUUCAUAAAAAUAUCACUUUAGAAAGCUUUAUAAUCCAAGAGUUUGAAGAUGGCAACUAUGAUAUAAAGUUCAAACAAUAAGAUCUCUUGUAGCAAUUAAGCAAUCAAGUUCAAAUUCCAAAAUAACCAUAGGAAAAUACUUCUUUUUUAACAUCUUCAUAUUCUGCGAUGUAAAAUGAAGAAGAAUAUUAUCAAGGUGAUGAUUUGAUUGCUACUUUUCACGCUUUGCUCAUUCUUUUAGAACCUUAAAAUGUUAAAUGGCUUCAAAAUUACAACAAAUUUAAUUGUAAUCCAACUAGAGAAGAACUAAAAUAGAUAGCAAAAUUAAAACAAAAUCUGAAUUUAAAUGACUUCAAGAGUUACCCUGCCAAGGCUAUUGCAAGUUAAAUUAAAAAAUUAGAGGGAACUAAAGAUUUUAAUAAAUAGUCGUAUUGUGAUAAACUAUAUGAAAAUAAAGUUUGGGAUGAUUUAAACAUGGAUAUUAAGUAAUUUAAAUCUCAAGGAAAUGUUCCAAUUUAAGCAGAUCCUAAACCUAGAGACGAAGAUACAAGUAGUAAUUAGACUCCAUUUAAUUUAGGUAACAUUAUAUUUGCUGGUGUGAUAUUAUCAUGUACUUAUGGAAUUUGUGAAAUUAUAAAACAAAAUUAAGAAAAAAGAUGA